Messenger RNA from Centrocercus urophasianus (Greater sage-grouse), 6400 nucleotides. It is a transcript of the gene RPGRIP1L, whose product is annotated as RPGRIP1 like. The coding region runs from base 434 to 4156 and encodes 1240 amino acids. The record is from RefSeq and is a predicted model, not a curated record. Gene Ontology annotation, molecular function: thromboxane A2 receptor binding. Gene Ontology annotation, cellular component: photoreceptor connecting cilium. Lineage: Eukaryota; Metazoa; Chordata; Aves; Galliformes; Phasianidae. The transcript is spliced from 23 exons. Gene Ontology annotation, biological process: non-motile cilium assembly; retinal rod cell development.
GUAGUUGCUAGCGGAGCGGUAGGAUGCGGCGCGGUUUGGCAGGAGCUGUGAGUACGGAGCAGGCUGCUGUCGAGAACAGUGGCGCUGAGGAGACGCUGUGCCGCCUGCGCAGAAAACUGAGGAGCGGGGCUGCGCCUGCCGCCCUUGAGGAGACGCUGACAUCGCGCUGUGCUUUGCUGUUGAAGUAGCCGAGGCUCUUCUCAGCUGUGGUGUCUGGCACACGUGUAACCAGUAAAGACAAUACUGUAGGACUUGAAGAGGGGUUUAUUUCUGUGCCUAAGGGUAAAAAUAAGCGCAGAGCGCUCUGUGCCUUCGUGAGGGAAUAAGACCGCGUCCCUCCGCCCCUCGAGAUACAUCGGAGGCAGGGCUGAAAAGCCCGAGGAGCGCCUGUACGGUGCGAGGAAGAUAAGGCGUGUCUGCUGUAGCUGGAACCAUGGGAGACCUGCCUGUGAGAGACAUGGGUUCAACUCCACCUAGAAGUGGAGGAUUAGUAGCACCUGCACGCAAUGUUAAAGCUCGGCGAGCUGUGACACAAUUCAGUCAGAAGGAGCUGGAAGAUAAAUAUCUUUGUUUACGUGAUGAAAACAUCUUGCUUAAGCGGCAUGCAAAUAAGCAAGAGGAAACAAUUAAAAGAAUGGCCACCAGGUUAAUACGGCUUGUUAAAGACAAAAAAAGGAAUGAGCAGAUUGGUGGCAGCCCCAAGCGGCUGGGUCGUACUGUGGAGCUGGAAGAAACGAUUGAGCAGUUGCAGGGGAAAGUUCGUGAUCUGGAGAAACAAAAUGAGAUCCUCCGCAGCAAACUCAUUUCAAACAAACAGCAGGUCCAUGUUCAAAGCCAUAGGCCUGUUCAAUACAAAUAUGCUCAGUCUCUCGUUAACACUGGACUCAAAAAAGCAAGUGGUGCUGCUGGCACACUGGAACACACAAAGAAAGGAAUGGGAGUGCAGUGUUUAGAAGUGAGACCACCCCAAACUGUUCCCCAACGAUGUGGCCAGAGUCUGCUUGAGGAUGCAAGAGCUAAAAUAAGAGAUUUGGAAACUGUGAUCAAUUCCCAAAGGGAGCGCAUUGAGGAACUGGAGCAUCUUAAAGAGCUACUUGGGAGUCAGCUGAGAAAGAGAGAAAAAGAAAUCGAAGAAUCUGCCCUACAUGUGAAAGAGCAAGAGGCAGCAAAACAAAGGUCAAACAUUCGAGACAAUGUGGAAAUGAUUAAGGUCCGCAGACAGCUGUUUGAGAAAAGCAGUGCUCUUUCAAAUGUGGAAAGAAAAUUUCUCCAGCUUCAAGAGAACCAGAGGAAUUUGAAGACUAGCCAUGAUCAGUUAAUAGCAAAAAGUGAUGAGCUUAGUGUCCAGCUUAAAGAGGAGCAGUUAGAGUGCCUUCGUCUUAAAAACGAAUUGCAGUUGGUGACUAUUACCAAGCAAAGGACAGAGGAGUUACAGCAAAGAAUAAAUGAUCUAGAGCAAGAGAAGGAAGUCUUGAAGGAAAGCUAUGAUAAGCUAUCAAACAGUGUCUUCAGUGUGACCCAUGAACAGGAAUGGAAAUUAAAGGAAGAGCAACUGAAACUGCAAAUUGCUGAACUAGAGACUGCUAUCAAGUCUAGUUUAGCAGAGAAAGAUGAAAUCCUUGACAAGCUCAAAGUAGAGAGAGAUCAAAAGGAAAAGCUGAUGCAGGAGAACAAAGACCUGCAAUCACACUACCUGGAAAAUAAGCAAGAGCUAGAUGAACUGAAAAAUCGCAUGAAUUCAUUGACCAAGGAAUGUUAUGUUGAUGUUGAUGCAACAGAACUCAAUGAAGCUCUCUUGCUCAUAAAGGUUCGAAAGCAGCAGCAGAAUGGGGACCUUUUAUGUUUGGAAAAAGAAGGUGAUGGUAGCCCUGAAGAUUUGGAACAUUCCAUGAAGAAGCUGCAAUUAAUACAUGUGGAAACAGUGCACGAACUUGAAAAGACAAGGAAUAUGUUAGUUGUACAGCAUAAGAUUAACAAAGGUUACAAGACUGAAUUUGAGGCAAUGGCGCAGAAGAUGGAAAGUCUACAGAAAGGCUAUGAGUUAAAAAUAGAAAAGUAUGUCCAUCUUCUUGAUAGUAGGGCUGAAUGCAUCAGAAAACUUGAAGCCCAACUGAGAGAUGUUGUCUACAGUACUAAACGAUACAAACCCAGACCAGAAAUACUGCCAGUCAAUCCAGUGACUAAAUCUGAUGCAACUCUACAUUUAGAAAGAGGACAGGGCCUUUUUGAAAUUCAUAUCAACAGAGUGAUCUUGUCUUCUGCAGCUGUGCAUGCUUUUGGUGACCACGAACCUGCAACUUUUUGUUGUUUUACAUUUUAUGACUUCCAACUUCAAACAACUCCUGUUUUGUAUGGAAAUACCCAGUCAUAUCACUUUACUUCUCAGCAUCUCGUGAAGAUUGAUGACUGCUUCUUGAGCUACAUGAGGAAUAGCAGUGUCACUCUUGAGAUUCAUCAUGCAUAUGGCAGAGACCAUGAAACAGUAGCAAUAUGCCAGGUGGCCCUCCAUGAAACCCUGGAACAGAAUGGGAGGAUCUACGGCUCGGAAGAUUUAGUUGGAGUGAAUGGAAACGUCGAAGGUUUUGGUACUUUAGAAUACUGGAUCCGGUUCCGAGCUCCUAUGGAUCGAUCCAUUGGUCUUUACAAAGAGAAGUCCAAAGCUCGAGGGUAUAUAACACCCAGUUUGAGGGAAGACGGAUCACCAUUCCAGCCAAUUCCCAGAGCUGCCCAAGUCAGCACUUCAACAGAUGGCGAUUUAAAUGAGCUCCUUGUUACAAUAAAAUGUUGUAACCGUCUACAAUCCCAAAAGAAAUAUCUUCAGCCAAAUUCGUAUGUUGUCUACAAGUUUUUCGAUUUUGCACACCAUGAUACUCGCAUCAUUCCUAGCAGCAGCAACCCAGAAAUAGAUGACCAUAUGUGUUUCCAAAUGCCAAUGACUGCAGAGUUAGACCGAUACUUGAAAUGGGAAUCCUUAACGUUUUAUGUAUUUGAUGAUGCCGAAGUAGGAGAAGAUGGCUAUUUAGGGAAAGCCAGUGUGCCUCUUAUUCCCUUAGCAUCUAACAGAUCUAUCUCAGGUACAUUUGAAAUAACAGAUUCUGAAAGAAGAUUUACUGGUGCUAUCAGAGUUAUGUUAAAAUGGAAGUUUGCCUACCAACCGCCGAGUGGAGCCGCAGUGGCUUCAGACUCAGAGAAUUACAUUCAGAGUAAGAAAUCAGUGGCACCUAAAUUAGUUUCAGAAGAAGAAACUCAACCUCCAACCUCCUCUCCUUUUUUAACUUCAUCAGUGACAGUACCCGUACCGAAACCAAGACGCCGUACAGCUCCAACAGACAAGAAAGUGUCAUUUGUGAAUGCCAGUUCAGUACAGGUGACAGUUAAACAAGAAAAUCUAGCAGAUGUUAAGGUGAAGGAGACUGUUGAAGAAAUUCAACAAGAGAAAGAAGACCAUUCAUGUUUGCCAGAAGAGCAGCUGUCUGGCCAAGGCACAGUUACCUCUGGAAAUGAGACAGAAAUAUCUGAAGAACUGGAAUCAGAAGCAGGUGAAGAUGAUAGACACACAAAUGAUUCUGUUGAAUCGGAAACUGACAGCGACGACUGUAUUGUUACAAGUCCAAUAUCCAAAAAUAUUAUACAGGCAACUGAAAAAAUCAAGAUUGAAAUUAUAUCGUUUUGUCUUUUUGAGUCACGAAUUGUAGAAGAUGAAACAAUACAACAACUGUUUGUAGAAUGCAGAUUUUACAAUUUCACUGCACACGAGACCCCAAUGUCACUUCCAAAACCACCAAGUGGACACACGGUUCACUAUAACUAUAGCAGUGUGAUACAUGUGGAUAAGGCAAAUAAUCGCGCAAGAAGAGAGUAUCUCAAGUCUAUACUUCAAAAGCCAGAUCUAAAAACUGACAGGUACAUAUUAGCACAGAAAAACUCCAUAAAAGGUCUUUAUAAAGAGCGCUUAAGGUUUGCCUUUUGGCUUGUCUUGUUCCUUGACUAUACUGACAUAUCUAAUGAACUAGAGAGAAUUCUGUUUCAGCUGGGAACGUUACCUACAUCUUGCAGUGGUGAUGGAUACGCGUUUCUUCCCUGGAGUAGGUUUGUGUGGCGUGGGACAUCACUGUCUCUUUCAUUGUUGAGUUAUGUGUUUAGUGCUAUGUUUUGAGAUUUUUGUUAACAAUCUUGAUUUGCAAGAGCGUGACUCUAUCAUCAGCAUUUCAUCAGCACUGAAUUUUAAAACUGCAUAUAGCAGAGUAGUACAUCUUUUGCUUUCUGAAUUUAAAGAAUUAAGAGUUUGAAAGCUUUAGAAAGUGUUCUUUAGCCCUUGAAUUUCCAAAAACCUAUUUAUAAUUUGAUUCCACGGUUGGCUAUUAUAUAUAAAUUUAAUUGCAGAAGAGAACAUUUGUUGAUUCUAUUUGAAAUGUAGGGUUAGUUGUCCAUGGCUAAAAUACUUUUUAUUUAUUUUUAUAGUAGGGUAGGGUGAUCCCUCUUCAUUCUUUUUCCCUUCUAAAGCAAAGUUUCACAACUUUGACAGGAAAUAGAUUUUAUUGAAAUUGAGCACGAAACUCCAUGAAAAGAUCCUUGUGGGAAUGGAAAAUAUCACAAAAAGAAUUCUGAAGUUUCGAAAUGCAAAAGACAUAAGCAAGCAGAAGGCUGGUUUUAUCAUAUAGAAUAGGAAAGUGGAUAAUGUGCUCUAUUAAGAAUUUAAUGAAACAGAGGACCGAAUGUUCUUUUUUUUUUUUCCCCUUGGAAAUAAUUCAGUGAAGAAAACUAAUUAGUCUUUUAGGCUACGAUUUCACCUAUAAAUACUGCAGUGUCUUUUAUUUACCAAAUCUAAUGUAGAUUGAUUGAGUUGAAAAGUUCAGACUGUUUUUGUUUAUGAAAUAAGGUACAACAACAGCAGAAAACUUUUUCCAGAAAAGAAGCAUUCAUCUUUUAUUGUCACUAUCAUAGUAAUGUUACAUACAUAGGUUGUUUUAUUUGUUCUCACUGUGUGAAGUUUUGGUUCUGUGCUGACCAGAUAGCAAGGCAAGAAGUCCAUCACUGGACUAGUUCCCUACUUCAGCCUAGCAAGAGUACCACCAAGCAACAAAAUUUAUGAAAGGUUUGCUAUACACCAAAUCUUUUCAGUUCUGUGCGUUUUUAAACCUGGCCAAAUUAUAUCUUCAACACGUUUUCUAUCACAGGCCUUACAAAACUAGUAUCAGAGUUUUUUCAGCUGAUGCAGGAACUGAACUUUACAUUUGAGCUUUAAAGUUCAGGAAACCAAGUUAUCAAGGAUGUAAAUAUCAUUGAAAGCUGCCCCAGUGCGCUUUAGCCUGACACUUUAUUGAUGCUUGUACUGUGCCAUCUUAUAGGAGCAGUGAUAGUAUAUUAAGUGUACUGAACUGUGUAGUAUGUUUUCAGGUGAACUCACUGUCACAAAUGUUGCUAGAAAUGAUGCUUGUAAUGAUUAAUUCCAUACUAGAACAUAAAUAGAUACAUUACAUGUGAUCAUGCAAUCUCAUGUCUCACACCACUUGUUAUAAAAUCAAAAAAUGCAUGGAUUAGAACUUAGUAAGGCUAUGUCUGUAUUAUCUAGCAGUGGGAGAGAAUCUCUAGAGCAAUGUGUCUGUUCCUAAUGGUCUGAUAUUCACUAUACAUAUUUUGGGAUGAUUUUCAUAAUUCAUAAUACUCCUAGCUGAUCCUAUUGACUGAAUGUCUUUUUGCAGCAGAAUGCUGGCAGGGCUACUUCUGGAGCACGUCUGGUUUUGACCAUUACAAGAAGAAUCCAGUUAACAAGUUCCAAGACUACUUUGCAAACAAAAGAACUGUAACUGGGGACAGAUGAAAAGUUUUACUUCAUAACAAGCAAUACAUACGUCCAAGCCCAGACACUUUCAUUAAGUGUGGCCUGACUGAACUGAAGUAGUGGAACUUCUCUUACAAGCUUUGCUAUCAAAGAUUUUAGCCAAUGCAACAUAAAUGACAUUUAAUCUAAACUAAGUAUUAUUGCCAUUCGGUUGUUUUUAGUUCUUCACAUCAGACAGCUUGAAUGGUGUUGGACAGUGGUGUGAAAAAUGAAAAGAAACAAAAAUACCCCUUACUACUUUUAAUUGUUGUGUAAAUUAAUUUUCUGAAAUACCUGAAAGUAUGUAGGUAUAAACUUGGUUUUGGGAAGAAGUGUAAAGAAACGAAGUGACUUCUUCUACUACUGUUAAAUAAUGGUAAAGAGGGAGGGAUAAUGUGACAGGAAGGGUCUCUCAAACUAUUGUUUUUGUUGAAAACAUUGCACAUCAUUAAUAGAGAGAUCUGGUUUAUGCUUAACUGGUAAUGUAGAGCCUUUUUGCCUUCUUCAUAUGUUUUUGAGUUGAUUUUAAGCCCUUUUGAAGGUAAAAAUCCUUUUUUUUUUUUUUUUUUUUUUCUUUCU